AACCCAAACCCAAACCAAAACCAUCAGUUACAAGCGCAAUUCACUCGAAGCAGAAAUUAUUCAUUUUAAUUACUUUGUGAUUUUGAUAUUUUCUUGAUUAAGUUCAGUUACAAGCGCAAUUCACUCGAAGCAGAAGCUUAUUCAUUUUAAUUACUCUGUUGUGAUUUUGAUCUUUUCUUGAUUAAGUUCAUAUUGUGAUUUUGAUCAGUAUGGCUGAGGAAAACAAGAGUCAUGGGUACGAGACCAAAGUUGGUGAAGAGAGUGGUGCUGUUGAGACCAAGGAUCGCGGGUUGUUUGAUUUCCUGGGGAAGAAAGAAGAAGAGAAGCCUCAAGAGGAGGUGAUUGUUACUGAAUUUGAAGAGAAACUUCAGGUUUCUGAACCCGAGACUAAAGUAGAGGAAGAGCACAAGAAAACAGAGGAAGAGGAGAAGAAACCUACUCUCUUUGAGAAACUCCAUCGAUCAGGCAGCAGUUCCAGCUCUUCUAGUGACGAGGAGGAAGGUGACGAUGAAGAGAAGAAGAAGAAGAAGAAGGAAAAGAAGUCAUUGAAAGAGAAGAUGAAGAUGUCAGGAGAGAAAGGAGAGGAGAAGGAACACGAGGAUACUAGUGUUCCUGUCGAGGUAGUCCAUACAGAAACACCCCAUGAACCAGAGGAGAAGAAGGGUUUCCUUGACAAAAUCAAGGAGAAAUUGCCAGGACAUAAGAAAGCUGACGAGGUCCCCCCUCCUCCUCCAGCUCCUGAACAUGUUUCCCCUGAAGCUGCAGUCUCCCAUGAAGGAUCAGAUGCCAAGGAGAAGAAAGGACUACUCGAGAAGAUCAAGGAGAAGUUACCUGGGUACCACCCCAAGUCCGAAGAAGAGAAGGAGAAAGAAAAGGAGAGUGCUUCCCAGUAGUGCAGCAGGCAGUAUUCUUGUGUUCUAUAGAACGGUGAUGAUGAUGCUUGAUGUGUGGUUUGUUUGGUUAUGUCCAUCUACUGUUUUUCUUCCCUUUUGAAAAAAAAAAAACCUCGGUUUACUGCAAAUAUUAUAAGUACCAUGCGUGCUUGUAAUUUGAUGUAAGAUUGUUUAGGGUUUUGAUCACAUCUCAUGUUUUCAGGAUCAUUUCCUUUGUUUUUGUUAUUUUGAUCCCUUUUUUAAACUAUAAUCAAUGAAUUAUUA
Populus euphratica (Euphrates poplar) is the source of this 1157-nucleotide messenger RNA. Its product is annotated as phosphoprotein ECPP44. Gene Ontology annotation, biological process: response to water deprivation; cold acclimation; response to abscisic acid. Bases 210 to 893 code for a protein of 227 amino acids. Lineage: Eukaryota; Viridiplantae; Streptophyta; Magnoliopsida; Malpighiales; Salicaceae. The transcript has 2 exons. The record is from RefSeq and is a predicted model, not a curated record. Gene Ontology annotation, cellular component: cytosol; membrane.